Molecule: messenger RNA, 342 nt
Organism: Drosophila navojoa
Lineage: Eukaryota; Metazoa; Arthropoda; Insecta; Diptera; Drosophilidae
Product: putative cytochrome P450 6a21
Molecular function (GO): heme binding; monooxygenase activity; oxidoreductase activity, acting on paired donors, with incorporation or reduction of molecular oxygen
Source: RefSeq, a predicted model, not a curated record
AAUGCUAGCCGGCGACGGAAUCGACCAUGGCCAUCGGAAUUUUAUUACUCACGGCAGUUGUUGCCCUCUUGGGUUACCUCUUCAUACGAAUGCACCAACGGCUGCACCAUUGGCAGAAUGCGGGAAUUCCCUGCGAGAAACCUAACAUCAUCACGGGCUGCUUGAGGGGCGUGCAAACUGAGCGAUCUUUUCUGGACAUUUGGAUGCAAUACUAUGAGAAAUUCAAGGGAACUGGACCAUUUGCAGGCUUUUACUGGUUCCAGCGUCCAGCUGCGUUUAUUUUGGAACCCUUUCUGGUGAAACACAUUCUGAUAAAGGACUUUAAUAAAUUCACUGAUCGAG